Molecule: messenger RNA, 9713 nt
Organism: Nannospalax galili (Upper Galilee mountains blind mole rat)
Lineage: Eukaryota; Metazoa; Chordata; Mammalia; Rodentia; Spalacidae
Gene: Lifr
Product: LIF receptor subunit alpha
Exons: 21
Coding region: 249-3548 (1099 amino acids)
Biological process (GO): cytokine-mediated signaling pathway
Cellular component (GO): external side of plasma membrane; membrane; signaling receptor complex
Molecular function (GO): cytokine receptor activity; cytokine binding
Source: RefSeq, a predicted model, not a curated record
CGUGGCCGCGGGGCGCGGCGCGGGAGUCCGGAGCGCGUCCGGGGGGCGCGUCCCCGCCGGCCCGGCCCUCGCUUUGGGUCGCGUCGAGGCUGGCUAUGGUGUCCCACACCUAAUCCCAGCCCUUGAAGGCAGAGGCCGGUAGAUCUCCAAGCUUGAGGCCUGCCUAUUCUACAUAUUGAAUUCCAGGCCUGUUUGGGCUGUCUCAGAACAGCAACAGCAGCAACAACAAGACUGACUACAUUGCAUAGAUGAUGGAUGUUUGCUUAUGGUGGAGACAGCCAUCCAGAAUGGUGGAUAACAGAAGGACGAAGAUGAGUCCUAACUUCCGAUGGCUCCUAUCAGUACUUACUCUUCUACACCUGAUAAUGCAAAUAAAUAGUCAGAAGAGGGGGGUACUUCGAGAUUUGAAAUGUACAACUAACAAUUUACAAGUGUGGGACUGUGCUUGGAAAGCACCCCUUGGAGCCAGCCAUGGAACUGUUAAUGAAGUUUGCAUUGAAGACAGAUUCCAUUCAUGCCAUCGAUUAGAGAAAACAAACAUUAAAAUUCCAGCUCUUUCACCUGGUGAUCAUGAAGUAACAAUAAAUUAUCUACAUGGUUUUGAAAGUUCUCCAAGUAAAUUCAUACUAAAUGAAAAAAAUGUUUCCUUGAUUCCAGACCCUCCUGAGAUCUUGAAUCUGUCUGCUGACUUCCCGACCUCCACAUUACACCUGAAGUGGAAUGACAAGGGUUCUGCUUUCCCACCCCACUCAGAUGCCGUCUGGGAAAUUAAAGUUCUACGGAAGCCGAGUAUGGAGCUUGUAAAAUUAAUGUCGUUCAACACAACUCUGAGUGGUAAAGAUAUAGUUCACCACUGGAACUGGACAUCAGACCUGCCCUUGGAGUGUGCCACUCACUAUGUGGGGAUUAGAAGGUACAUCGACUGUCAUCAUUUCUCUGGUCGUAAAGAGUGGAGUGACUGGAGCCUCCUGAAGAACAUUUCCUGGACUCCAAAUUCUGAGACCAAGGCUUUUCCUCAAGAUAAAGUAAUACUUGUAGGCUCAAACAUAACAUUUUGUUGUGUGAGUCAAACCAAAGUGCUGUCGGGACAGAUUGGCAAAACAUUUUGUCCUCUUAUCCAUCUUCAUGGGGAAAGUGUUGCGAUCCACAUCCAAAAUAUUUCGGUUUCUGAAAAUAGUGGAACAAAUGUGGUUUUCACAACAGAAGAUAAUGUGUAUGGAACAGUUGUCUUUGCAGGAUAUCCACCUGAUGUUCCUCAGAAACUGAAUUGUGAGACACAUGAUUUAAAAGAGAUUAUAUGUAGUUGGAAUCCAGGAAAGCCAACAGGAUUGGUGGGCCCACGAAAUACAAAUUACACUUUGUUUGAAAGUUUUUCAGGAAAAUAUGUUAUAUUUGAAAGAUUUGAAACACUUACAAAUGAGAGCUAUCAGUUACUCUUCCAAAUGCUUCCAAAUCAAGAAAUCCACAACUUCACUCUGACUGGUCGCAAUCCACUCGGACAAGCAGAGUCAACAAUAUUAGUCAACAUAACUGAAAGAGUUUCUCCUCGUACUCCAACUUCAUUGAAAGUAAAGGACAUUAACUCAACAGUUGUUACACUUUCUUGGCAUUUACCAGGAAACUUUGCAAAGAUCAAUCUUUUAUGUCAAAUUGAAAUUUAUAAAGAUAAUUCAAAACAAGAAUUGCGGAAUGUGGCAAUCAAAGGAGUUGAAGAUUCAAGUUACAUUGUUGCUGUGGACAAAUUAAAUCCAUACACUAUAUAUACUUUUCGGAUUCGUUGUUCUACUGAAACUUUCUGGAAAUGGAGCAAGUGGAGCAAUGAAAAACAACAUUUAACUGUUGAAGCCAUUCCUUCAAAGGCCCCAGACACUUGGAGAGAGUGGAGUUCUGAUGGAAAAAAUUUAAUAAUCUUUUGGAAGCCUUUACCCAUUAGUGAAGCUAAUGGAAAAAUCCUUUCCUAUAAUGUAUCAUGUUCAUCACAUGAGGAAACACAGUCCCUUUCUGAGAUCCUUGAUCCACAACACAAAGCAGAAAUACAACUUGAUAAAAAUGACUACAUCAUCAGCGUGGUGGCAAAAAAUUCUGUUGGCUCAUCACCACCUUCUAAAAUAGCUAGUAUGGAAAUCCCAAAUGAUGACCUCAAAGUGGAGCAAGCUGUUGGAACAGGGAAGAGAAUUCUCCUCACCUGGCAUCACGACCCCAACAUGACUUGUGACUAUGUAAUUAAAUGGUGUAACUCAUCUCGGUCUGAACCCUGCCUCAUGGACUGGAAAAAAGUUCCUUCAAACAGCACUGAGACUGUAAUAGAAUCUGAUCAAUUUCAGCCAGGAGUAAGAUACAAUUUUUUCCUGUAUGGAUGUAGAAAUCAAGGAUAUCAAUUAUUACGUUCUAUUAUUGGAUAUAUUGAAGAAUUAGCUCCUAUUGUUGCCCCAAAUUUCACUGUUGAAGAUACAUCCGCAGAUUCGAUAUUAGUGAAAUGGGAAGAUAUCCCUGUGGAAGAGCUUCGAGGCUUUUUAAGAGGAUAUUUAUUUUACUUUCAGAAAGGAGAGAGAGAUAUGCCUAAGAUGAGGAGCUUGGAAUCAGGUCAUUCUGACAUCAAGAUAAAGAAUAUUACUGACAUAUCCCAGAAGACCCUGAGAAUCGCUGAUCUUCAAGGUAAAACAAGUUACCAUCUGGUACUGCGAGCCUAUACAGACGGUGGACUGGGCCCAGAGAAGAGCAUGUUUGUGGUGACAAAGGAAAACUCUGUAGGAUUAAUUAUUGCCAUCCUCAUCCCUGUGGCUGUGGCUGUCAUGGUUGGAGUGGUGACAAGUGUCCUUUGCUAUCGGAAGCGAGAAUGGAUUAAAGAAACUUUCUACCCUGAUAUUCCAAAUCCAGAGAAUUGUAAAGCGCUGCAGUUUCAGAAAAGUAUCUGUGAGGGAAGCAAUGCUCUUAAAACAUUGGAAAUGAAUCCUUGUACCCCAAAUAAUGUUGAAGUUUUGGAAAGUCGAUCGAUAGUUCCUAAAAUAGAAGAUACAGAAAUAAUUUCUCCAGUAGCUGAGUGUCCUGAGGAAAGUGAGGCAGACCCUGAAAACCAUGUGGUUGUGUCUUACUGCCCACCAAUCAUCGAGGAAGAACUAGCAAAUCCUGCAGCAGAUGAAGCAGGAGGGACGUCCCAGGUUGUGUACAUUGACAUUCAGUCCAUGUACCAACCUCAGGCCAAACCAGAGGAGGAGGCAGAUAUUGAACCCGUGGUGGUGGCGGCGGUGGCAGGCUAUAAGCCCCAAAUGCGCCUCCCCAUUAACUCUGCUGUAGAAGAGACAGCUGCAGAAGAUGACACAGAUAAGACUGCAGGUUACAGGCCUCAGGUCAAUGUAAAUACUUGGAAUUUGGUCUCUCCAGACUCCCCAAGGUCCACAGACAGCAACAGUGAAGUAGUCUCUUUUGGAAGUCCGUGCUCCAUCAAUUCCCGACAAUUUUUGAUUCCUCCUAAAGAUGAGGACUCUCCUAAAUCUAGUGGAGGAGGAUGGUCCUUUACAAACUUUUUCCAGAACAAACCUAAUGAUUAGCCAGGUCACCCUCUCUGCCACUUCAGUCUGCAUCUCAAUAAGCUCUCACUGCUGGUGGUACAGCAGUUGCCGCAUUCCUGGAGGGACCUUGGAAGUGUUGAGAGCCAGGGACCUUCACUCCGGGCAAGUGCUGAUGCGCUUUCAAUGUAGCCUAAAACCAAAGCACGGCGACCCAGAACCCUCACCACAAAGACUCAAGGUUUGGAGCUGUUGGUGAUUGAGCCAAAGAAUUCUUCCAGAAGCAUUUCAAGACUAACUCUGUCUAGUACAUACAUGUAAAACAAAUCCUGCAACUGUUGUCUGUUGUUAAUGGUUUUCUCCUCUGUAUAUGUUAUGGAAUUGGAAGUGGAUUUACAGGCAAGGGAGAGAAAUGUCAAAGUCAAAAUAAUGUUUAUUUGCCUGACAUUUACUGCAGUCUAGAGGAAAACCAAACACAGAUUUUAAAACUUUAAAGAUGUCUCUAUCCACAGCAUUUACAAGUGUUAAUGUAAUUAUUAAUGUAGCAACAGCUGUUUAGUGUUCUGUUUGAUAAAGUGUGCUGAUUUCAGUGCCUACUGUAAUGGUUAUCAAACAGUUGUCUCAGGGGUGCAAACUUGGAAAAAAAAAUGUGUGACACUGAGCAGCCCAGAUCAGAAUCAUGUUUUCUUGCUUUGGUGGGUUUCCAGCCUCUCCACCCAUCAGCUUUCUCCUAUUAGUGCAGCUCGUUACCCUGAUAGUUGAAGUUUCCAGGACCAAUACAUCCAAAUUUUCUCUUGAAAUUCACUUUGUGUUACAGGGUCAGCUUUAUCAAGCAAAUUCAACAUUAUUCACAAACAUAAUUGUAAUGAGCUACCAUGUAAGAUGUCUACUUGUAGUAUCGAUGACAUUCACUGGCAGCUCUGAUUAGUUCAGUUUUCCCUGAGGAGGCAUGCCAUUAAGCCUGGCCACCAGCUGCUGAUGAUCUCUGGGGCCUCCAACAGCUUUUCUCCUGCUCAUGGGUCAUAGCCUUUCUUCCCUCAGGUGAUCAGUGGUCCAGACUAUCAGAUGCAGCCCUCAAUCCAGAAACAGAUGACUGAAGUGAGAUUGCUUCUUCCAGGAGCAGAUACUGAAGGGCAAUUUCAUAAGUAGAGGUUAUAAAACCCAUGAACAUGGUGGGUGCUGGGUGUCAGUUGCUGUAUGAGCCACGUAGAGCUGAGUCCCGAGCACAGCACCCUCUAUCUGCCUUGGUUUCUCGUUAGUCAUGUGUGCAGUGAAUCUGUGGUUCUUAGAAAAGCAGAGUGAAAAACUAAAAAGUAUGUCAUGUCUCAUUCCUGCCCUUGAAUUGUCAAAGUACUUGGAAAUUUGAGACCUCUAAGUAAGAGAGGCUUGCUUGUAUCAUCCGAAGCUCUGAGAUAGGUUUAAAAUAAUGGUGGUUCAGUCUUUUUAGUUCAUAUUUUAUCUUUAAAGAGAAUUAUGUUGUGGAAGCUGGAGAGAUGGCCCAGCAGUUAAGAGCAGUGGCUACUCUUGAAGAGGGCCCAAGUUUGGUUUCCAGCACCCACAUGGUGGCUAACAACCAUCCUUAACACCAGUUCCGGGAGAUCCGACACCCUCCUCUGGCCUCUGGACAUUGCAUACACAUGAUACACUUACAUACUGUAGGCAAAACACUCAUCCACAUAAAGUACUUAAAAAAUGUAUGUUGUGGAAGAAAAUCACAGAGUGACAAGGGACAAAAAUAUCUGAUAAGCACUCAGUGUAUGAUCCUGAUUUUAACUGCCACUAUUCAACUACAUUUCAGAGCUUCAUGAUAUUGCAUAUGGAUAUGUAGAAUGAAUUAAAAUUAAUUAUGCACAUGUAUAGUAUCUUAAAGUCAUAGAGUAGCUAUUAGAAAAUUUCAGUAAUGAAAAGUACUCCAAACCAGAGCAAUGUCCAGAGUUUUCUCUCAUUUUUCUUUGUUCCCUCUUUGACUGCUUCUUUAAAAGACCUGGCCACUCUGUCCAUGAGCUGCCUCCCCUCUCUGCAUAGCUUGCCUUUGCUGUGCUCUGCUUGCCCUCAGCUAAUGCCUUGUUCCCCAUUGAAGUUUAUCAGUCCCAAAUUCCAUCUCUUUAGACCGAGUGUCGACUAAAGUGAUAACAUCAUUCUGAAGUUCAUUAACCUGGUAACACAAGUAAAGGUUAGAAGAAAUGGGUUGGUUCUGUCAUCAAAAUAUGUCCCUUUCACCUGGGUCUCUGGAGUGCAGGACUUCGCUGUCUGAAGAGUUCAUCUGUCCUUGCCUCUGGAGUUCCAUGCCCAAAGACCACUGGCUUAGUAAGAGGCAGAGUAUCCCUGGAUUAGUUUAGCAGCACCACACCCCUGUGCAGUGUUUUUACCUCUCCAGCCCUCCUUAGUUUGUGUGUGCAGGGAAAGCCUCAGCAGAGAGGACAGGCAUGGGGCGGAAGAGAGUACCUUUGCCAACUGUCCCAUUCUUUGGGACACUGCUGAAUGUAUACUGUUGCAUCAGUGCAGGUACUGUGGUCAUGUGUGCAAGGUGGUCUGAGAGUGGACAUGCACUGGAGUCAGGGAGGGUUAAGGACCAGGGAGAGGAGGCUCAAUAUGUUCCCAGCCCUUCUUGACUGGUGAAAAGAAGGGAAAUUUUUCUUAAGGAAAACCCAGUCAUUGGCCAGAAAGUUACAGAGGUCUCAAUUAGAAUUAGGUUCCAUUCUAUCCAACAGAACUGUAGACAGGACAUAAUUAUAAGCCCGUUUCACUCACUCACACGUUCCUUGUGAGCAAUGGAGAUUCUGGGGGGCUGGGGGAAUCAAUAUAACAUUUGUGGCUAUUUUAAAUAAUACUUCAUUUUAAAAUAUUCUUAAAUGCUUAAUUAGGCUUUUGACAUUAAAGCUGUGAGUUUUGUACUUUUUGUACCUUUGAAUAUGAAUUAGUACACAUGUACACUCUGAGUCAUCCCAUUUGUUGAACCUGCAGUCUCCUGGCUUUGAGACAAGACGGUGGCCCUGCAUAUCUGGAUAAUCAAGUUGUGUGGUUCUGUGCUGUGUGAUAGAGGUGCUUUGUUCCUGCAGCUGGCAACAGAAGCAGCCAUUCAUCCACAAGCUCAAGGGAGGAAGCAUUGGCCUCAUUUUCCGUACCAGCCUUGCUUUCACAGCUAUGGAUCUGAAGGAUUGCAUUUAGAACAUGUAGUACCGAGGCACCGAGCAGUGAUAAUAGAAAUUUGCGUUCUCAAGGCUUCAUGCACACUGAAUUCUUAGUGAAAUUACGCCUGUCGUUUCUUCAUUGCUUUCAUACUGUCUGUAUUUAACAAAUAUUACAAUCCUUUCUGUUUGGAUAAGUAAGUGUAAUUUAGGGAAAGAAGCUUAAGAAUGUUUUCUUCCAAAGGGAAUUUGAAAUCAGCUUCAUGGUAUUUUGAAAUGAAAGUACCCCUGAAUAUGUCAAUAUGCAGAAAGUAUUAUUAUCUUAAAGUUUUCUACUGCUUGGGCACUUAAUAUGAUGAAACUUUUGUUUGUUUGCACUAAGGUAAUUUCUGGUGUUUUCUGUCUCAAACUGUGUUAAAAUUUGUGAAAUGCCUUUUAUUUUUUUCUCAUUUUGAAAGUGUCAUAUCAGGCAUCUCAAGUGAAAUAUGGGGGGAAUGAUUAGCUGCUAAUGCCAGGCACAGAUGGAAGUUCUGUGGCCGACUGUAUUGUUGGAGUCCCAGAGUGUUGCAAAUUCAGUGGAACUGUCUUGAAGGUGGUAAAGAUCCAGAUCAGCUCGCAUAGAAAUGAUUGGUUCAAAGAUCUGAAUCUGCUGUAGAAGCUGCCCCACAGUUUGAAGAACUCUUACAUAGAUACCCUUUGUAGUUUUAGCUAAGUGGAGUUUGCUUUUAGCUAAUGGAUGGGUACUCAAUUUUGAAACAUGUUUGUAUCAGUCCAGUAGAUGUUAUGACAAACAAUGUGUGAAUUUAAUUAAGAACUCAUUCUCUGUAUAAGAUAUUUUUUCAAGACAUUUCUUUUAAACUGCUGUUUUCUGCCAAAACAGUUUUGUAAUAUCAUAUCCGCCUUAUCUAUUGUAUUCAGAAGUAAAAAAAAAAAAAAUUAGAGAACAUAAAACUUGUGGCCAGACUUACAGGACAUUGCUCUUUUAGGUAGAACCCUAGAAUAUCAUUGGAAAUCACUUGGCUUGAAUUUGGCUUAUCUGUUUUCAUGGAUUAUGUACCAGGGCUAUUAAUAAUAUUUAAGCCUCUUAUUCUACAGGGUUGUUAGUGCUUUUAUCUUUUCAAUUAGUGCUUGUGUCUUAACCCUUGCAUGAUCAUGUUCAUGCUAAUUAUAAUGCAGAUGGAUUAUUUCUAAAUGCCAGCAUGAAAGACUGAGAACAGCACUCAUUCAGCUGAUUAGUGUUAGGUAUGUUGCAUCUUACAGAAUUUCAGAGGUUGUCAUUGGUCUAGAAUUAUGAUGGAAUUCCAUUAUUUUAAACCAGAAUAGUGCUUGUUUCUCCCUUUGUCAUGAAUGAUAAUUUUUGGAAUUAUGUGUCUAAAGUAUAAAUAGAAAUUACUUAGGCCAAAUUCUAGCUGCGCUACACUUUUACAUAGGUAAACUAUAAUGGAUUUCACAUUAACCAAAUACAAAUCCAUGAUAGUAUAUUAUUUUUUGAUUGUUGGAACUGAAUAACCUAAAUUUUUUUUUAACUACUAAUGAGAAAUAAGGAAAUUGAUUGUUGUUGUACUCAAAUACAUCUUAAAGGUCACCUAUGUAGUGUCCAGUCAGCACUUAAGAAACAAACUACAAAUAGACUUGCUGUAAAGCCUGAAAUAUUUCAUAUGACUGAUUGACUGGCUCAUUUAAGUUUAUUGUGUUUACAUUUAAAAUGUACUCUCAUUUUUAAAUUCCUUUGUAAAUGGGUGAUUUUCCAGAUAUUCCAUUAAUAUACUAUCAAAAAUCAAAAGAUUUCUAGGUGAUAGUACAAUUUUCACUAAGUCAUGACCAAGCUAGCAUUUUUUUUUUUCAAGAGAUCAUUAGAAAAAAAAUACUGAAUAAUGGUUUCCAUGAAUUUGGUUUCAAAUGAUAUUCCCCAGUUUGGUCCAAAUGCUUUCUACCCAUUUACUUUCUAAUAGAUCAGCCAUAAGCAUCUAGCUCCUUCUGCUGAAUUUUCCUUCCAGUAUAAUAUUUAGGAAAAAGCUGACUAGCAUAGUGAAAAGCUGAAGAUUGGACAUGGUCAGUUCAUUGCAGAGGAGGGGUAGGCAGACCUGAUACCCUGGGGCAUGACUUAUUCUCCAAUACAUUUCCAUGUAUUAAAAGAUUGUUGAUUUAAAAGAUUGCUCUGGAAUAGAAAAAUAGACAUCCUAAAUUUGAGAUGGUACCACUUUACUGGCAUGUCCCCAAAGGUAAAAUAAACCUUUUAAAAAUAUUCAGUGUUUUCUAAUGAAAUUUUCACUUUGACCAUUUCCUUCAUUAGCUGGCCAUAAGUCAGCAUUCUUAUAACACUAAAAUAUUACCAGUUUUUACUUUCAAAUUUGCAUUACAGUGCAUUACUGUUUACAAAAUACACAUACUGUGAACAGAUCUGUUUUUGUCUUUUGUAAAGUUUGUAGGAUGAAUGUUUUUUUUAAAGGUGGUAUUAUGUUAAAUAUUUUUAGGUUUUUAUAAAUACUAGCAACUGCUUACUAACUUUUGUUUGGUCAGGUGUGUGUAAAUGUAGCUGAAAGAAGAGAGAAAGUGCAGCUCCAAAAUUGUUCCCUCGUCCAUUUCUUAUAAAGUUACCACUACAGACAGUUUUGUGUUAACACAAAUGAUCAGUUGUGAUGUGCUAUACCUAAAACCAUGUUUCAUCAUACAAGGAACCUUUUAAGUAUGCAUAUGUAGGAAACACUAGAUUGAUGUACGUUUGUGUGAUUCACUGACUUACAGAAUUCUGUGUUUAGUAUGGAAUAAAACAACUCCACUUACAGAGAUGACAACUCUAAUAUUUCCUGCCUUGUGAAAAAUUGGAUAGUAUGGGAAAUUUAAACAUUUUGUGUCAUAAUUUCAGAAUUUGGUUUCCAUAUCCUUUCGAACACAUGGUUAUCACAAAAACAUAGAAUAUAAGUAACCUAUUACCAUGACAUCUUAAAUAUAAAACUAGUAUGCUUGGCUGUUAACUCUAUAAAGAUGUUACUUAUGUCUGUUUUUAAAACAUGCAUGUAUUUAACAAUUUUAUCAUUGUAUUGUCAUGGAAAAAAUAAAUAUAUUUUCUUACAUCUUA